This is a messenger RNA of Sphaeroforma arctica JP610, 699 nucleotides long. RefSeq lists its product as hypothetical. The record is from RefSeq and is a predicted model, not a curated record. The transcript is spliced from 6 exons. The coding region runs from base 1 to 699 and encodes 232 amino acids. NCBI's taxonomy places the organism in Eukaryota, Ichthyosporea, Ichthyophonida. Gene Ontology annotation, biological process: regulation of DNA-templated transcription. Gene Ontology annotation, molecular function: DNA binding; DNA-binding transcription factor activity, RNA polymerase II-specific.
AUGACACUGCCCAUGUGUGCGGGGUAUGAUGUAGAUUCAUCUGCUAGAACACUCGCGAAACGUCUAGAGGAUAUGCAAUCUCUUGAAUCACCUACAGAGGAUCAACAAACCAUCGGCAAUGGAGCGACAUUAAAGGGUAGCGCAACUGACUUGACAGUACUUAAUUUUAAGCAUACAUUACCGCAAUUGCAUGAAAACAACGAUGGAUGGUCACAUGUUACGCGUUGUCAAGCUUGUGUAUCCGCAAAUACCGAGCUGGAGCCUAAAAUAAAGUCACUGUCGGCAACUCAGUACGAGCACUUCUUCUCGGAGCAAGCCAGACAGUACGACGAAUUGCACAGGCAAAUCCAUCAACUGUUGGAAUUACUCGCCGACGGACCUGAAAGAAACGCUCGCGAUUCGGAAGCGAAACAAAUGCUAGACAGAAUACACAAUCUUAUUAACGACAGUAUAGAUGAGGCGUUGCAAAAGCACGGGACCGGCGCCAGCACUGGCGCGAAACGUAGAAGACAACUACCGCCUGCAGCGCACUCUAUACUCAAGAAGUGGCUGUACGAGAAUCAGGACUGUCCAUAUCCAUCAGAUGAACAGAAGCAGCAACUUGCCGAGGAGUGCCAGCUUGAGAUACAGCAAAUACGGAAUUGGUUCGCUAACACCAGAAAUCGGAAACGCCACUUAUUCGCACAGACGAAAACAUAG